Aureobasidium uvarum is the source of this 1473-nucleotide messenger RNA. NCBI's taxonomy places the organism in Eukaryota, Fungi, Ascomycota, Dothideomycetes, Dothideales, Saccotheciaceae. The record is from the annotation of a GenBank genome assembly.
AUGUUUGGAUCUUCGCCCAAGGAAGGCGACGCAAUGCCCAAAACUGCCGAACCAAGCUCUGUUCCUUCCGCCGAGCCCUCGUCUAUUGAUGCUGGCACAAGCGCAGACCGUAAAGAUCAGUCUUUGAAGGACCAAUUCCACAGCUCCUCUCCCGAAGCCCGUGAGAAACCGCAGACUCCCAUGCAGAAGCUUGGUAGAACCGAUCCUGCCCUGAGCGUUCCCCAGGGUGCACUCAACAACUCUGCCGGAGAGUCCGAGCCUGGUCCACGAUCCACUUUCAGAGUCGGUGUCACUGAAGAUAAGAACAAGAAAUGCCGAAGAACCAUGGAAGACACACAUGCCUAUCUCUACAACUUCCUCUGCACUCCUGCUCCCGCUCUGGGCUCAGAAACUGCUCAGAAGAGUAUAUCUUCUACCAACUCGGCCAACUCUCAAGAUGUCGUUGAGACUGACAACGGUUACUUUGCUAUCUUUGAUGGACAUGCUGGUAAUUUCGCUGCCGACUGGUGCGGCAAGAAGAUUCACUGCCUUCUCGAGGAGAUUAUUCGCAAGCAUCCGAAUACUCCUAUCCCCGAACUUCUUGACAUGACCUUCACCACUGCCGAUCAGCAGCUGGAGAAGCUUCCUUUGAAGAACAGUGGCUGUACCGCAAUCACUGCUGUGCUUCGUUGGGAAGAUAGAAUACCCAACUCUCAGUCAGCCACAGGCUCUACCGCAAUUGCACCUGCCACCGCUGCCGCUAUCAAGGGUAGCUCGGAUUCAACGCCGAUCAGUGCCGACUCGACACAGUCUCCUGCUGCAAAGCUCCGUGAGGCAGCUUCGCGCCAGCGCGUCCUCUACACUGCCAAUGUUGGCGAUGCACGCAUUGUUCUUUGCAGAAACGGCAAAGCUCUUCGCCUCUCCUACGACCACAAGGGUAGUGACGAAAACGAGGGCAAGAGAAUCGCCGGAGCCGGAGGCCUUAUCCUGAACAACCGUGUCAAUGGUGUUCUGGCUGUUACCCGCGCUCUGGGAGAUACGUACAUGAAGGAUUUGAUUACCGGUCAUCCCUACACCACUGAGACCGUAAUCCAACCAGAUAUUGACGAGUUUUUGAUCCUGGCUUGUGAUGGCGCUCUGGUCGAAUACGCACUCAACCGCUUCUCGACGGACAACCUGACCAUCAUGAUCGUCCGCUUCGACAACCAGGCAUUGCAGCAGACGGUAGAACGCAAGGUGGAGCCUAUUGGUGUUGAUGGCGAUCCGGCCGCACAGAAGGGCGGCGUGAGCGAAGCCGACGCGAUCAUCGCCGAGCAACGUCAGAAGCUUGCAGACAGUGGCGAGCUACUCGACCGCGUACCCAGUGAUAUCAACGAGGAGGAAGAGAAAGUGGACCCCGGACCGGAGCUUAAUAUCGAAGCAGUCGAAGCCGCACGCAAGGAUCGCAAGCCUCAACCACCUGCCGAGGAAGUUGCCCGCGCACAACAGUCUUAG